Molecule: messenger RNA, 702 nt
Organism: Helobdella robusta
Lineage: Eukaryota; Metazoa; Annelida; Clitellata; Rhynchobdellida; Glossiphoniidae
Exons: 7
Coding region: 1-702 (233 amino acids)
Source: RefSeq, a predicted model, not a curated record
AUGGCAGUUUCGCCAUUUGACAUCUACUAUGGACCAAUGUCCGAUGAGGUAUUGAGAAAACUCAAUGUUUCCACAUUGCAAGACAACGAAAAACCGACACACUCGACGAAUAUAGAUACAUCUCUGUUGCAUCCCUUCAUUACGGAUGAUUCGACGGCCGCACUGAUUACUUGCGCAUCGUUGUGUCGCUAUUCAGUACCAGCAAGCUACAACACUGGUGUUGGAAAAAUAGAGAUCAUUGAAGUUAUAACAUUGGUAUUGGCAGUAACGAAGUCAAGGGAUACAACAGUACGUAAGUUGAAAGCAUUUUUUGAUAAACUAUCGUCAACAGAUUCUCAAAUUUUUCUCGUUCAACUAAAACUUAAUUCAUCAUCACUGUCCUUCAACAAGAGUUGGUCUGAAUUCAAAAAAACAAAACACCACCACCAUAAACUAACAGUUGGCAAAUCAGAACUUUACCAUUCCCAUUUUGACCGCUUUGUCGUUGGUUCCGAAAUUUCCAACUACGAAUUGAACGAUAUAAACCUUUUUAGUGGUUUGAAGGCUGGAAUGUUGAUGAAGAAAGGGAUGAAAUUUUCAACUUAUGACAAUGAUAGCGAUGCUAAUCCUGAUGGAAACUGUGCUUCGUUAUAUAACGCAGAUUUCGGCAGCCUGGAAUUGCUAAAAAGCAACGCCCGAAACACCAAUGUCAACGAAUCAUAG